CAAGAUUGAAUUUCUUCAAGUUUAUAACCUAGGACACUUAAGAACUUGGAUUUGAGUUCACAGGAUGGUUAUACAUAAAAUAAAGAUCAAGUGCUCACAAGGUUAAAUUUCCGGAAAGCCCUCCUGGACAUAAGACAAAGGCGGGGUGUAAAACGAAAACAAAAGUAGUCUGAGUUAGAGAGCUCAUUUGAUCUUACUCUCUGCACUCAAGACUGCUCCUGUCUGCCUACAGAAACAGAUUGGAGCCAUGGCUUUGGAACACAACCAGUCAACAGAUUACUAUUAUGAGGAAAAUGAAAUGAAUGACACUCAUGACUAUAGUCAGUAUGAAGUGAUCUGCAUAAAAGAAGAGGUCAGAAGAUUUGCAAAAGUCUUCCUGCCUGCCUUCUUCACAAUAGCUUUCAUCACUGGACUUGCAGGCAAUUCCAUAGUAGUGGCGAUUUAUGCCUAUUACAAAAAGCGGAGAACCAAAACAGAUGUGUACAUCCUGAAUCUGGCAGUGGCAGAUUUACUCCUUCUAUUCACUCUGCCUUUUUGGGCAGUGAAUGCAGUUCAUGGGUGGGUUUUAGGGAAAAUCAUGUGCAAAGUCACUUCAGCCUUGUACACAGUCAACUUUGUCUCUGGAAUGCAGUUUCUGGCUUGUAUCAGCAUAGACAGAUAUUGGGCGGUAACUAAAGCCCCCAGUCAAUCAGGGGUGGGGAAACAAUGCCGGCUCAUCUGUUUCUGUGUCUGGAUGGCGGCCAUCUUGCUGAGUAUACCUCAGCUGGUUUUUUAUACAGUAAAUCACAAGGCUAGGUGCAUUCCCAUCUUUCCAUACCACCUGGGAACAUCAAUAAAAGCAUCAAUUCAAAUGCUGGAAAUCUGCAUUGGAUUUGUAAUACCCUUUCUUAUUAUGGCAGUGUGCUACUUUAUCACGGCAAAGACACUCAUCAAGAUGCCAAACACUACAAAAUCUCGGCCCCUCAAAGUUCUGCUCACAGUGGUCAUAGUUUUCAUCGUCACUCAGCUGCCUUAUAACAUUGUCAAGUUCUGCCAAGCCAUAGACAUCAUAUACUCCCUGAUCACCACCUGCGACAUGAGCAAACGUAUGGAUGUUGCCAUCCAAAUCACAGAGAGCAUUGCACUCUUUCAUAGCUGUCUCAACCCGGUCCUGUAUGUUUUCAUGGGAACCUCUUUUAAAAACUACAUCAUGAAAGUUGCCAAGAAAUAUGGCUCCUGGAGAAGACAAAGACAAAAUGUGGAGGAGAUUCCUUUUGAUUCUGAAGAUACUACAGAGCCAACCAGUACUUUCAGCAUUUAAAUAUAAAACCACUCUGUCUUGCUUCGAUACACAUGAACGAUGCUUCUCAGAUCAAACAUCUGCAUUUUUCUGAAAUUCAAAUCUCAAACACUGUGGUGGCAACUUAUAAUAAAGAAGAGGUUGGAGUGGGGAAGUGGAGUGGGGUAGAAGCCAAGAAAAAGAGGAUGCAAAAUAAUAAAUGCAUAAAACAUGGAAAUUAAAAUUAACAAUAUAGGAAAAUCGUAGUAACAGUCAUACAUAAGAAAAAAACUAUAAGCUAGGUCAUCUAAAACAUUAUUAAAGAGGUUUAAAUUAAGGGGCAUUUAUAAUUAUUUUACAUUAUCUAAAUUUUAAUAUAAAAACAAUUUCCCUGCAUAUUGUUAGAAUUUGAAUAACUAUGCAGCAAAAUUUAAUGUCUUUCUUCUUGUUUCUUAAUUUUUAAGUGAUUUCAUAAAACUCCAGGAGAAAAACAAUUAGCAAUCAAAAAAAAAAAACAUAAAAAGCUUU
Molecule: messenger RNA, 1786 nt
Organism: Hippopotamus amphibius kiboko
Lineage: Eukaryota; Metazoa; Chordata; Mammalia; Artiodactyla; Hippopotamidae
Gene: ACKR4
Product: atypical chemokine receptor 4
Exons: 2
Coding region: 248-1300 (350 amino acids)
Biological process (GO): chemotaxis; immune response; G protein-coupled receptor signaling pathway
Cellular component (GO): membrane
Molecular function (GO): chemokine binding; chemokine receptor activity; scavenger receptor activity
Source: RefSeq, a predicted model, not a curated record